AUGUACAUCCUAGCAUAUGAGAAUGACCUUAUCGGGUUUUUAAUGUAUAGGACGGAACGUAAAGUAAUGUACGUUUAUGAAGUACAUGUAGAUGAGCUGUAUAGAGGUAAAGGAAUUGGUAGCAUGCUUUUGAAGUGCGCCUAUGGUGUUCUUGAGAAGAAGUAUGUGAAGAUGGUGUUAUUUGUUGACAGGAGAAAUUUAGGAGCAGUUAGGUUUUAUGUUCGUAAUGGGAUGGCCAGGGAUAUUGAGGAAGAGUAUAAAGGAUCGGGAUAUGAGGCUUAUUCUUAUGUGAGAAGAGGAGUAAAUAUUGAGAAUUAA
Molecule: messenger RNA, 318 nt
Organism: Vavraia culicis subsp. floridensis
Lineage: Eukaryota; Fungi; Microsporidia; Pleistophoridae
Exons: 1
Coding region: 1-318 (105 amino acids)
Cellular component (GO): nucleus
Molecular function (GO): histone H4 acetyltransferase activity; histone H2A acetyltransferase activity; protein N-terminal-serine acetyltransferase activity
Source: RefSeq, a predicted model, not a curated record